AAGUUUUCUGCAUUUGGUUGAACUGAUUUGCUGAUAUCAAAACAGGGAUGGUGCAUUAGCUCCGCCCACUACCAGAGAAACCGGCUUAGCUUCUGCUUGUUUGAAAAAGUUGAAUAAUUCUAAAUGAACUCCAUUAUUUUGACAGAAGACAACAAAGAAUAUAGUUUAUAUGUAGUGCGUCGAUUCAGCUUGGUAAGACUUCACAAAGAGUUUACAGUUCAUCAAAUACAGGUGUGCUUUGCGUCUAUUGAGAUGAAGUGAAAAGUACAGAUCGCUUGAUGGAGAGAGAAGUCGCUUGAGUCAGUGUUCAGCGAGUGAAAAUGUGUUAAUCUUAUAAUAGCCUUGAACACACACACUGGCGAGUAAAAUCUAAGAAUUGAUUAGCCAAUGGCUAAGAAUAGACCUAAUGUAGUCGCCCAGAGUAAAAUUUAGUCGCAUAUGUAAUUGAUUUACUCGGAAUGUAGAGGGUUGCAUUACCAGGAAAGAACUAGUUGGUGUCUUGAGCUUUCAUUGGUGUCUGUGUUGAGGCUUUUUGGCUUCUGUGGUUGAGCAAAGUUACUCUUAAAGUUCAUAUCUGAUAAAGCAUGAGGACCAGUGGAAUUUUCCCGCCACCGCACACAACGGCCCGCUUACGCCAUAGGCCCUUUCAUCAUCCUGUCGAGCCAUGUUGCUCACUCAUGAAGCGAUUUGCAUUUUAUUGAGAGGAUUUAUAGAUUUGCAUUUGUCAUUUCAGCAGGUAUUUGCAAUGCAAAGCUACAGAAGGGGAAUGAGAGAGUUUAGGAGAAGUUUCCAUUGAUAAAUUUUGUACAUAGUAUUCCAACAUACAAGCAGGAACUAGAUUUAAAAUGACAUGUUCUCAACUUACAUGCAUCAUAUUUGCAUAUAAUAACCCCUGUAAUGAUUUGACUUGAGAAUGAGAUUGAGAGAUUUUCUGGCUCACGUGUGUUUGGUCGCAUUUGUAUGUCAUGGUGCUUUUGCAUUUUCCCUCCUAGCCACGUUAUUUGUUCCUCCCCAUUACCCAACAGCAUAUCAGCAGUCGCAUCAGGUAUCCGCCUUAUGAAACUCAUGCAUUAUACCCCGAGCUCCCUUAAUGUGCUCCGCCAACACCAGCGACAUCGCAUCUCAGACUCCAGCGGAAGCUCUUUUCUCAAUAGGUUCCAGUUUUCCCACAACCGGCCUCUAAAAAGGCUUUUUAAUAGCUCCGAGAGGCUUGGCAUGAGAUGAGUGGCUGACGAUUAUCUGAGCUCAAAGCCCCGUGAGGUCUGAGAAAUGAGCUGGGCUCCUUCUCUCUGAUGCACUCGAGCUAAGGGCCGUCCUGGUGGAUUUGCCCCUGACCCAGCGGAGUGUUUCCAGCCCCAGCCCCGCUCCACGGCCAACAUGCUGAUAAAAGAGUACCGCAUCCCCAUGCCCAUGAGCGUGGAGGAGUACCGCAUCGCUCAACUCUACAUGAUUCAGAAAAAGAGUCGCGAAGAGAGCGAAGGCGAAGGCAGCGGGGUGGAGAUCAUGGAGAACCGACCCUACAAGGACGGCCCAGGCGGCUCUGGUCAAUACACCCACAAGGUUUACCACAUCGGCCAACACAUCCCAAGCUGGUUCCGCUCCAUCUUGCCCAAGGCAGCUCUUCGUGUGGAAGAGGAAUCCUGGAACGCCUACCCAUACACCCGCACACGCUACACAUGUCCUUUCGUCGAAAAGUUUUCCAUCGAUAUCGAGACGUACUACAAGCCGGACACGGGUUGCCACAAUGACGUCUUCAACAUGUCCUCGGCCGAAAAGAGACAACGGGAUAUAGAUCCCAUCGAUAUUGUGAAUGAUUUCAUUGCCCCUCAUGAAUACCUGGCUGAGGAGGACCCCAAACUGUACAAGUCACAUAAAACCCAGCGGGGCCCCCUGUGUGACGACUGGAUCGCAGAAAUCAACAACAACCCAGGCAAAACGCCCGUCAUGUGCGCUUACAAGUUGUGUAAAGUGGAGUUUCGAUACUGGGGCAUGCAGUCCAAGAUUGAACGCUUCAUUCACGAUGUGGGGCUGAGGAAGGUGAUGGUGCGCGCUCAUCGACAGGCCUGGUGUUGGCAGGACGAGUGGUACGGUCUGACCAUGGAGGAUAUCCGGCAGCUGGAGCUGGAGACGCAGCUGGCUCUGGCACAGAAGUACGGCUGCAAUGAGGAGGGCGGAGAGAACAACGGUCCCGUCACCAACCCUGAGAAAGAGCACGAAGCCAAGGAAGCCAACGAAGCUGAGGGGACGACGAGGAACACAGGGGACAAGCUGCAGGCGCGGGGAGAGCUGACCAAGCAGUGGUCCACCUCUUCUAGGUCCUCGCGUUCCUCUAAGAGAGGAGGAAGUCCUUCACGCCACAGCAUUUCUGAAUGGCGCAUGCAGAGCAUCGCCAGAGAUUCGGAGGACAGCACAGACGACGAGUUCUUUGACGCUCACGAGGCCUUGUCUGACAAUGAGGACAUCUUUACCAAGGAGAUCACCAAAUGGAGCUCCAACGAUCUGAUGGAUAAAAUCGAUACAGCAGAGGCAGAGGAAGCCCAGGGUGACUAUCAAGAGUCGUGUGGGGAGUUUUCUGGGACUGCCAGCGUGGAGCGACUCCAUGAGGACUGUUCCUCACAGCAGUGCUUACAGCCGUCCAAGAUCCACGUCCUCAUCCUGGUCCUGCACGGCGGCAACAUCCUGGAUACAGGCAGCGGAGACCAGAACGGCAAGCAGGCGGACGUCAACACCAUCGGCAGCGCGUUCGAUGCUGUGAUGCGGGUUCAUUACCCUUCUGCAUUGGGCCGCAUUGCCAUCCGCCUGGUUCCGUGUCCAGCGGUGUGUGUGGAGGCCUUCUCUCUGGUGUCAAAUUUGAGUCCCUACAGCUAUGACGAAGGCUGCCUCUCCAACAGUCAGGAUCACAUCCCUCUGGCCGCUCUGCCCCUAUUGGCCACCUCUGCACCACAGUACCAGGAUGCUGUAGCAACGGUCAUAGUGCGAGCCAAUCAGGUCUACGGUGACUUCAUCAAAUCCCUGGAGGGAGCCACUUUCACAGGACAGGUGUGUCUGAUUGGUGACUGCGUGGGAGGCAUUCUGGGAUUUGAUGCUCUCUGCAGCAGCAACGUCACGGUGUCAGAAAGUCAAAACAGCAGCCGACGCGGAAGCAUUGACACUGACCUGCUGUCACCGGGGAUCAUUAUAAACAGCACGCACUGCUCGGGUUCAGGCUCGGGUUUGACUCUGGAGGGCAGUCGGCACCUCAGCCGCAGUAAUAUAGACAUUCCUCGCUCCAGCGGUCCGGAUGACCCCAAAAAACAGCUGCCUCGCAAACGCAGCGACUCCUCCACCUACGAGCUGGACACCAUCAAACAGCACCAGGCCUUCCUGACCAGUCUGCACUCCAGCGUUUUGAGGACCGAUCCGGGCUCUCGCCGGUCCAGCAGCAGUACCAUGCUAGAAGGAGGAGGUGCUUUGGGAAAGUUUGACUUCGAAGUAUCUGACUUCUUCCUCUUCGGCUCGCCGCUUGGCCUGGUCCUUGCUCUGAGGAAAACCGUCGUCCCUUCUUUGGACGUGGCUCAUCUUCGUCCGGCGUGCCAGCAGGUUUAUAACCUGUUUCACGCGGCGGAUCCCUCGGCCUCGCGGCUGGAGCCUCUGCUGGAGAAGCGCUUCCACCUGAUGCCUCCGUUAAGUGUGCCGCGGUACCAGCGCUUCCCGCUGGGUGACGGCCAGUCAGCGCUGCUGGUGGAAACCAUCCAGAGUAACCCUCACCUCCUGUUGGAGAGUAUGAGCUGUGCCGCCCAGCGCUGUCAGGAUGGCAUCAGCGAGACUUCCUUUCCCGUCCCUGUGCUCAACUGGCAAGCCACGCCGGCCCCCGCCGAGUCGGAUGUGAUGCAGUCGCACAGCAUUAUGUUUGCGGAUCACUCCAACCCUUCGUCUCCGGCAUCCAUUCCAGCCUUCCGCGGAGCGCGCAGAGGCAGCGAGACCAGCAUCGCCAGCCAGGUGUCGGGGUUAGCGGACAGUUACACCGCGUCCAGCAUCGCCAACAUAGCGCACGCAUGCCAUCAUAGACUCUCCAAAAAGCUCAGUCUUUUGUCCCAAUUGCCGCUUCCCUAUAAUAAAAGCGGCUCCCGGAGCCCUUCCCCCAAAUCCAGCAAAGCGCCAAAUAAGCAGCAGGUAGAAAGGCAGGAUUCCAGCUGUUUGGAUGAUUCAGUCUCUCUAGGCUUUGAGCCCUCGACCUCGCUCGCCUCAGACCCACCAUCUCCAUGUGUCCCGCUGGACAUCGAGCAAGUCGCUGCUCGCUGGUGGGGCACGAAGCGCAUUGAUUUCGCCCUGUACUGUCCUGAUGCUCUGACUGCGUUCCCCACCGUGGCUCUACCUCAUCUGUUUCAUGCCUCCUACUGGGAAUCAACGGACGUUGUGUCUUUCCUGCUCCGACAGGUAAUGAGGCAUGAGAACUCCAGUGUUUUAGAACUACAUGGGAAGGAGGUGUCAGAAUUCACUCCGUCCAAACCGCGGGAGAAGUGGAUGAGGAAGAGGACCCACGUGAAGAUCAGGAACGUUACGGCAAACCACCGCGUGAAUGAUGCUGUGUUUACGGAGGACGGGAAUCAGGUGGUGACGGGCCGCUUCAUGUACGGGCCGCUGGACAUGGUCACACUGACAGGAGAGAAGGUGGACAUCCACAUCAUGACCCAGCCUCCGUCCGGUGAGUGGGUGUAUUUCAGCACAGAACUGACCAAUAGCAGCGGCCGGGUUUCAUACACCAUUCCCGAGAGCAAGCGGCUGAGCAUCGGCGUGUAUCCCGUCAAAAUGGUGGUCAGGGGCGACCACACGUCUGCUGACAGUUACCUGACGGUGCUGCCGCGUGGCACAGAGUUUGUGGUGUUCAGCAUCGACGGCUCUUUUGCUGCCAGCGUGUCCAUCAUGGGCAGCGACCCUAAAGUGCGAGCAGGAGCGGUCGAUGUGGUCAGGCACUGGCAGGAUCUGGGUUACCUGAUAGUGUACGUGACGGGACGUCCAGACAUGCAGAAGCAGCGUGUGGUGGCCUGGCUUUCACAGCACAACUUUCCUCAUGGGAUCGUGUCCUUCUGUGAUGGGCUCGUACACGACCCACUCCGACACAAAGCCAACUUCCUCAAGUGUCUCAUCACAGAGGCACAAAUGAAGAUCUGCGCUGCUUAUGGCUCCACUAAGGACAUCUCUGUGUACACGUCACUGGGUCUGCUGCCAUCACAGAUCUACAUCGUAGGGAGACCAACGAAGAAGAUGCAACACCAGUGUCAGUUCAUUGCUGACGGCUACGCGUCUCACCUGUCCCAGCUGGAGUACAAUCAGAGAUCGAGACCCGCUAAGACCGGCAGCACUCGCAUGGUUCUGCGGAAAGGCAGUUUCGGGCUUGGAGGCAGUGGUGAUUUCCUGCGGAAGCGCAAUCACCUGUUGCGCACCAUUUCCUCGCAACCUACGUCCUCAACACCGCCCGUGCAUAUAUCACGAGCUGAACGUGCGCAGAGCCAAUCGGAAUGUGACCGUGACCGGGCGGAUCGUGCCCAGAGGAGCAUGAGCAUCGCUGCCGGCUGCUGGGGCCGAACCAGCAAACUAGAGGGCGGAGCCCUGAGCCCAAAAUAGGCUCCACCCACCUGGUCCAAAUUCUGGAGACACUUUGUUCUGGAGGAACAUGGGGCUGCAGAAUCAUACACAACGAAAUCUCACAGUAUUACAACAGACUCUGUGAGCAAACUUCAUGGGAUAACUAUUGUUGCAUGGGAAUUGUUUUCGUUCAUGUUUCAGUUUAUUUAGUCCGGCAGCCAAAUAUUUUCCAGAAAUCUAGCGCCUUAAGCAUGGCUCUGGGUCGUGGCCCUCUCCUCUGACUUGAUUGAAUGUACUGUUGGGACUGAAAAACGGAUCGUUGGGUGGGUAUGGACUUUUCCCACUUUUCCUAUAAUUGCCCUUCCAGUGUCCGCAGAGAUUCCCACACAUGUAAAUACGUGCCUCCUCUUACCUGCUCAGGGCAGCCAUGAACUCGAGGAGCUGAUAAGACCCAGAUGCCAUUUCACAUCCCUCUUCUCAUUGGUUUCUGUUGGGCCGGCCCAUCCCGGCAGCCUCUCCGAGUCGAAUCCCAGCAGCAUUUGGCAAUAAGGAUCGAAUCGCGUCGCACCAAACUCCGUCUGCAGGUCAUCAGAGGCCUUAACGUCUUAUUCAGAGCAUGAACGAAAUCUCAAAGCAACAGCUAUCCCUUUACAAGGCCAUCUGCUUGCAAUACCUCCGGGACUCCACCUCGACAUGGGCUGCUGGGUCACGUUUCUUUCUUUCUUGCUGUUUUGUUCAAUUCUGAGCCAUCAAACACGAUCGUAAGCACACGCCACAUCUGCUGAAGUAAAACUUUUCCGCUGUUGCUGUCGACGUGGAGAGAGUUUUUUUUCACCGUGCAGCUCGCUGUACAGUAUUUGCAUGACGACAAUGGACAAUUUUUCAGAGAUAUCACUCAGUCAUUUUCUCUCAAAAUCCAUUGCAUUCAUUUCCCGGGUUACGUACUCGUUUGAUCCCGCCGACGGGCAUAACGAUUCAUUACGAAAGCUGUAGUUCUGCAACUGCAUAACCUCAUUGUUUUUUUGCACUAGAGGAACAGUGGAGGUCCUUGUUACCAUCUCAUGUCGCUACAUAAUGUUCACAUGUAGUACAUGACCCUUAUUAUUUAUGGCAGGGUAUUUUGUGCACAUAUGCACGAUUAUAUAUAGGAAACAGCGAAAAGAAAUGCAAGGAAUGUGCCAAAUCCAGGCAGAUCGUAGGAACCCGAACACGUCUGACGUUUCCAGUGCAUUGUAGCAAUGUUCCCCAAGCGUUUCGAUGGCACAUGUAUAAUGUUUUUAAGAUUUUACAUAAUUUUAGGUCAACUUCAGUCCUUUCAAGUUCAGUUAUCUAUGAUAUUGUUCAUAUGUUCAUAUGUAAGUGAUUUAGGUAUAUAGAAAUUGUGCUUUUAAUUUUUGCGAUUUUAGAUUGGACAGCAUGACAGAGUUGUGAAACCGUGCGCGGUUUGUUUCUGUAUCAUGAACACACUGGAAUAGCCAUGCUGCAUGUGCGGACUUGUUCUUCGAAACGAACCAGGAGGCUUUGAACGCGGCCUUCGUCAGGAGUGGAUGGUCAGAAUGGAACUUCAAACAGUGUAGAUACUGUAUUUAUGUAAAUUUCACUAAAUAGGGUAUGUUACGGUCAGAAUUUAUUUAUUUCUGUAGCUCCAUAAGAUGAUGGAUAUUUCAGGUUUCCAUGUGUUGCUUUAUUCUUUUGUCCGACAGUUCUGAAAUGCUUCUUUUAACGGACCAAUGAUGUGUCUCCUUGUGCAUAAUCGUUGACAGUGUUUCUGUAGCAAAACUCUAGACGACGCCACCACCGCCACCGCACGGACAAUCACUUCAGCAAACAAAAAAGGCAAGGAGCACACACACCUACACAUGUACAAAAACGCUUAUUCUGCAGGCCUUCUGGAGACCUCAUACUCUGGAAACUGGUUUAUCGCAUUCAAAUUUCCACGUAAUGUGAAUCGGAAUCGUGAAUAUGGUCCUGUGAUAAAUUUGCUCCAAACAACUGAAUUUAAAUUGGUGCUUGUUUGGUACUAGACAUCAGGGUUCUCAGUUGAAUAUGUUGAAAGGUUUAUGAACUUGUACCACUGAUAUCUAGAUUAUCUUGGUUUAUAAUUUGAAUGUUAACCACUGAACAAAUUCUCAAUCUGGAAAUCGCUAAUUUCCGUUGCGUUAUUCCACAUACACUCUUGGCAUCUGAACUGACCUGUUUUCAAGCUACUUUCCACCAAUGUUGGACAAGUUGAUGCGCUCCCCUUAGUUUUAUUUCCAAAUUGUAAAUGCAUCGCAGGGAAUCAUACAAAAUUGUGAUUGACAUUCGUGCCACAGUUUUUACACGGCAAAUAUCCGUUUAAACAUCCGCGGCCUCGCUUGUGGGCCGGUGUACGAGUAUUAUUAUAUCCUCAGAUAAACCAGAUUAUAGCCACUUUUGUACUUUGCAUGCCACAGAAGAGCUUUCGUACACUUUCCUGUACUCUUCAAUAAUGGGCCACACUACCAACCUCCAGUUUAUAGUGAUUACGAAUAUGCUGUUGUCUAUAUAGAUCAUCAUAUCAAUUGUUACCAAAUGUUUAAAUGAUCUUAGCGUUUAUCCCAAAUCCAUUUAUUUUUUAUUUGAACUGACAUCCGAGUAUUUGAAUUUUAAAAAGCCAUUGAAUGCACAUAAAUACUGGUCAAAUGUUAUCAUCUAAAGUAUUUUUGACAUGAAAAGCUGUGUAGGUGUUCCACAACAAAAGCUCAUUGGGUUGAAUAAAUAUGGUGAAACAUCUCGAAACUAUCAUGUUUUAUGCCCAUCUUGUUUGUUGCCAAAACUUGCUGUGCAAAUAAUUUCAAAUGAAUCCCUUUCCCAGCAAAUUUUCGAUGUUGAAUGAGGACGUACGGCAGGUUCAUAUUACCCUCCUGUACAAUGCUCCCAAGAGCAUUGAAAACCUACGUCGAUCAUCUUGCUGACAAUGGUUCUAUGAUCAAUUUAGGCUUACAAUGCUUUUGGAAAUGCAGACCUGGACUAACUCACUCCUUAACCGUUUUCUUACCAGGUCGGUGGUUCAGUGCUCUCAUAUGUAUAACUGUAUGUACUGUGGAUUAAAUUCAGUUUGCCAACUGUUCA
Carassius gibelio (silver crucian carp) is the source of this 8658-nucleotide messenger RNA. Its product is annotated as membrane-associated phosphatidylinositol transfer protein 2. The coding region runs from base 1378 to 5604 and encodes 1408 amino acids. The record is from RefSeq and is a predicted model, not a curated record. Gene Ontology annotation, molecular function: phosphatidylinositol transfer activity; phosphatidylinositol binding; phosphatidylcholine binding. Gene Ontology annotation, cellular component: cytoplasm. The transcript is spliced from 26 exons. Gene Ontology annotation, biological process: phospholipid transport. Lineage: Eukaryota; Metazoa; Chordata; Actinopteri; Cypriniformes; Cyprinidae.